Molecule: messenger RNA, 687 nt
Organism: Encephalitozoon hellem ATCC 50504
Lineage: Eukaryota; Fungi; Microsporidia; Unikaryonidae
Exons: 1
Coding region: 1-687 (228 amino acids)
Source: RefSeq, a predicted model, not a curated record
AUGGGGAUCAGAGAAAAAACUCUUUUGCUCGUCGCUGGCAAUGAGGAAAUAUCUAUGCUGUCGGGAACAUCUCUAGUGCAUGUCUUGUCUCCAGAAAAAGGCUACAUAGUAAAGAGGGCAUUUCCAUCCAACACAUUCAUAGUAAAGAGAGGCACUAAAUAUAUAAAGAUCGACCAUAUACUAGAACUUGUUGAAAACCCAGUGGACCUCGAAAAAAUUUACAGUUUUGUUCCUCCCAGCUCGAUAUGGAACCUGCUUCCUCCAGUAGAUCUCAAAAACCAUUUUUUCUUAGGCGAUACCCAGGUAAGAUUUGUGGAAAAAGAGUUAAAACUACUAAAACUAGAUGGUGGGCAUACAAGAAUCAGCUACAAAGACAUAGCAGAUGUGGUUUGCUACAUGAGCAGCAUUAAGGAGUGUGACGACUUCCACCUCAGAAUGGACAUCUAUCCACAGAUAAUUAAGGAGUGGGCCCUGGAAAACUUCUCAGGAGACUCAAUAGAAAUAGGGCUUUAUUGCCUAUUGGCAUGCGACGAAGAGGGUGACAUGGCCAGCUUCUUAAAACGAUGGAGGGACUCAUCCCUAGAGGAAACGAACGUUGAAGAUCUCAUCCAUCGAAUAAACACCACAUUCAUCAUCCAGGAGAAAAAGAUAAGGAUACAACAGUAUCUUAAUAAACUGAUUGGAUAG